Aspergillus terreus NIH2624 is the source of this 3744-nucleotide messenger RNA. Its product is annotated as WD repeat protein. Bases 1 to 3744 code for a protein of 1247 amino acids. Gene Ontology annotation, cellular component: RAVE complex. The transcript has 6 exons. Gene Ontology annotation, molecular function: protein binding. Lineage: Eukaryota; Fungi; Ascomycota; Eurotiomycetes; Eurotiales; Aspergillaceae. The record is from RefSeq and is a predicted model, not a curated record. Gene Ontology annotation, biological process: vacuolar acidification.
AUGUCCAGCGAAAGAUGGUCCUUGGUCCAUACCUUUCGCAACGAAGAUGACAAGGAGACGGUGCGGACGCUGUCGUGGGGUUCCCCCGACGAGUUGCUUCUGGGCAAUUCAUCCCUCAGCCUUUGGUUUUUGAACGACACCCCGCGUCGCAUAUGGAAACAGAAGCUCGCGAACCCCGCGAAAUUUGCGCAGUUCUCUCCAGACGCCACGUUGGUGGUUACGACGGGACACUACGAUCGCAUGGUCAAGGUGUGGCGGCGGUUGUCGUUCGGUGCCGAUGAUGUGCGGUUCGAGGUGUCGUAUCUCCCUCAUCCAUCCAUUGUGACUGGGAUGCAUUGGCGCAAACCGCACCACCGCGAGCAAUCAAUGGACAAUGCGUUCUACACUUGGUGCGCGGACAACAAGAUCAGAGUAUGGGCGACGGUGGAUCAUCAUGCGCCAUCUGCCUUGCAACUGUGGACGCAGCUCGAUAUGUCUGCCUCUGUUCAGCCCCGACAUACAUCGGGCGGAAAGGAUAUGUCGCGCCGUUACGGAUUUGUGGUCGACAGCCGGGAUUUCUGCUUCGCUACUGAACGAGCUGUGCAACGAAGUACUGGGAACAAGGGAAAUCAUGCUCUGGAGCACAUUAUCGAAGUCGCAAACAAGACUCCUGAAAUCUGUGUUAUGAUCGAUGACCAGGGUCACAUGUCUGCCUGGGCGUUGGAAGACGUUGGCUCCAGGGCCAAGUCAGAUUUGAACGUCUUUAACAUCCUCCACGUCGAAGGUCUUACUUUCUCCUUCAUGCCUGGCGUCUCCACGAAGGAAGAUUAUGCUCAAAUGUGCGCAUUCCAGAGUGCUGACAACAGUGACUCGCUUUCUAUCCUUGUGCACCACUUUGAUGGCCGGAUUGAAUGGUUUGACUCCCAGGUUGAUGUCUUAUUCGACCCAGCUCCCCGAAAACAUCGGAUAGUAAGAAAGGCAUCAUGGACUGGACACACUGCUCCCAUCAAGAAGAUUGUUCGCAACGCCAUUGGAAAUACCCUUGUUUCGCGCACAGAUGACAACCAAGCGCUGAUCUGGAGCCAGCGACGGAAAAGUGUUGGGUCUGCACUCGUCCGCAAGAGUUCAUUGUAUUCAGACGAACAUAUCCACCGUAGCUGUGUUAUUGAAGGUGGGGACUUUUUGGUCAAUCUGCAUCAUAAUGGGAUAUCCGUCUGGGACCUUCGCUACUUUCACGCCAGAAAGCUUGCUUCCACGACUUUUCAGCUCUCGAGCAAACCGCUUUGUGUUCUGCCUAUACCAACCCCUGACAUUACCCCAGAAAUGGUAUAUGUAGCAACAAUUGGGGCUGGCAGGAACGGAAUUGCCUGGGAGAUCCGAUUGCCAACUGUGAAAACCCAAACCAACGGGGCGACCGAUGAACCGCAAUGCUCAAUUCGAAAGUUCUGCACUUUCGAUCUGGGAAUCAAGGAGGACAUGUCUUAUAUCUUGCCUGUUGACCCUGCGGGGCCUAAAGCAGAGAUGUCCGGAUUUUUCGAUCAGUUUUCCCCAGAUAUAGCGCUGUCUUAUACGGGAAAUGGUAUCAUCCAUACUUGGACAGCCAAGGUUGACAGGGAGAACAGCCACGUUGAAUGGUUAUUAACCUCUACCGUCGAGACUGGCAUUGAGAACCCUUCUCUUGCUAGUGGCAGCUCCAUCAGGAAAGCUGCCCUCGUUGAUGAAGAUCGUACUCGCUUGACAAUUUGGGACACCAGCGGUGCUCAGCUCGAAUUUGAAGAGCAUUUCUCUCAACAAGAUGUUAUUCGCGACCUGGACUGGACUUCCACUCCUGAUAACCAGUCAAUUCUGGCCGUGGGAUUCCCACAUAAAGUCAUUCUCCUCUCACAGCUUCGAUAUGACUAUCUUGACUCGAGACCGUCGUGGACGCAGAUUCGAGAAAUUUGGAUCCGAGACCUCACGCCUCAUCCGAUCGGGGACUCCUGCUGGCUUAGCGACGGAAAUCUCGUCAUCGGCGCCGGCAAUCAGCUGUUUGUAUACGACAAUGAGAUCGAGACCACUGAUCGUUUAGUGUCCCAGCUUCGCAUUCCGUCUCGCGGUCAUACUACUGUAAGCCUUUACGAGGUCGUCAUGCGGUUGAAUGGACCCUUGCCAGUUUUCCAUCCCCAAUUCUUGGCCCAGUGCAUUCUCAGUGGCAAGACGAACGUGGUGCAUUCGGUCCUGAUGAACCUGCACCGCAAACUCAAGUUUCAUACAGAAGGCGACGAUAUUGAUGGUUUCUUGGACAUGCCGCUGGAGGACUUUUAUAUUGACCAUGACAUACCUCAAAAAGCAACCAACAAGGAGCUACAUUCUUCAUACGCGGAUCUCAGCCUGGAAGAUGAAACGUUCGUCGUGGAUGAGAAUACGGCGGCUGCGCUGAAUGAAAACCUGGCUCGGUUUACUUUACCGCAACUUUCUAGCCAUGAACAGUUUCGCCUAGCUGAUACCAUUGAGUGCGUUGCUACCGUCGAGAAGCAUCGGCGCUCGAUGGAUGAUAAUGCUGCUCGAUAUCUUCUCUUCUUCCGUCAACACAUGUUACGGAGAAGCCAGGGUAUUGCGAACAAGGAUACUGUCUCUUGGAGAGAGAUCGUAUGGGCUUUCCAUAGCGCAAGCCAAGACAUUCUUAUCGAUCUCGUGUCGAGGCAAUUUGGGGGUAAGAUGCUUUGGGAAUCAGCCCGGGAGAGUGGGAUAUUCAUGUGGUUAUCCGAUGCUACAGCCAUACGAGCUCAACUGGAAGUGGUUGCACGGAACGAGUAUACGAAGACAGAAGAGAAGAACCCAAUCGACUGCACUUUGUAUUACCUCGCCCUUAAAAAGAAGAACGUCCUCCAGGGACUGUGGCGUAUGGCGCAUUGGCAUCGCGAACAAGGAGCUACCCAGCGGUUACUGGCAAAUGACUUCACAGAAGCGCGAUGGAAAACAUCUGCUAUGAAAAAUGCGUAUGCUUUGCUUGGAAAGCGGAGAUUUGAAUAUGCGGCAGCGUUUUUCCUCCUUGCGGAUCGGCUGCACGAUGCUGCUAUGGUUUGUUUGAACCAGGUCGGUGAUAUUCAGCUUGCAAUUGCCAUCACACGCGCCUAUGAAGGCGAUGAUGGUCCUGUUCUGAAGGAAAUCCUUGAAGAGAGAGUCCUGCCUGAAGCUGCUGCGGAUGGAAACCGAUGGAUGGCUUCAUGGGCCUUUUGGAUGCUUGGUCGUCGUGACAUGGCCGUGCGUUCAUUGAUUUCUCCAGUUGAGGCACUUGUUGCGUCGACUCCAUCUUCCCCGGCAAGCCCAGGAAUGGUUUCGCUCCAUGCUAAGUCGUAUCUGUCCAAUGACCCAGCGUUGGUAGUGUUGUACAAGCAGCUGCGCGAGAAGACUCUACAGACGCUCAAGGGUGCGUCUCAAGUAUCGGCCCGAUCAGAAUGGGAGUUCAUCGUGCGCAACGCUCGACUGUACGACCGGAUGGGUUGUGACCUUCUCGCCCUGGACUUGGUCCGCCACUGGGAGUUUCUGGUUGGCCUUUCCUCUCCACAUGCAGUGCAUGAUGCAAAGAUCGAUCUACACGAGAAUGGCGUCGAUUAUAGGAAGAUGCUUCGAAGACGGAGCAGUCUCGUGGUGGCCGAUAUGCCGAUCAAGACCGGUGUCCUACAGCCCCCCGAGACCCCUGCUUCACCGCAGAAAUCCAAGCCUCCGCCAACUAUGUUUCACGAGCCGGAUGCCAAGUCAUUGCUGGACAGUUUUGGAUUCUAG